AUGUCGUCUCCAAGCUCAGUGUCGCAGAGCGCCGGGAAGAGAAAGCGCAACAACACAGCCGGCGCCAUGAACAUCCAGCAAGGACAGGUUGCCCAGCCCGAGUCCCGGGACGCUUCGGCCGAGGAGGGCGACACCACAGCCCCCGAAUCCGCCCGAGCUGCCAGUGCGGCCACCGCCGGACACCCGCCCAGCAAACGCCUGCGUGGGAACCCGGACUCGGCCUCCGCACCGACAACAACAGACGCCCAGGCGGUUGACCCCGGCGAGCCUAGCGACACCACCGAAGCGAGCGCCGACAUUGCUGAGCGUGUUACUCGCAAGGGAACCCGGAAGAGCGUUGUGUCAAAGGAGGUCAGCAAUGGAAGCACCACUUCAUUCGACAAGCCGGACGAGUCCAUGGCCCCUCCUCCAAUUGGCACCCUCACCCAUCCCGUGGGUUACAGAACAAACGAUCCCCCCACAGGCCGGCCGCUCGAGCAAGCAAAGAAGGCUUUCCCCGAGGUAUACUUGAUUGUGGGCGUUACUGGCGAUGAGGACACCCACCGACGCAAGGGUCUGACAGUUCUCUCUGGCAAGGAGCGGGCGGAGACAGUCAGACAUUGCAAGUGGGUGGACGAGGUGGUCGAAAGCUGUCCUUGGAUCGUCACUCCCGAGUUCCUUGAGAAGCACAAGAUUGACUAUGUUGCUCACGACGACAUUCCAUAUGGCGCCGAUGAGGGUGAUGACAUCUACGCCCCAAUCAAGGCGGCAGGAAAGUUCUUGGUGACGCAACGAACGGAGGGUGUGAGCACCACGGGUAUUAUCACCAAAAAAUACAUUGCCCGCCAAUUCAAGCGUGGAACUACCCGCCAAGAGCUCAACGUCAGUUGGCUCAAGAAGAACGAGCUCGAACUGAAGCGCCAUGUCCAGGAUCUGCGUGACAAUAUCCGCAGUAACUGGGCCACGACGGGACAGGAGCUCAGCAGGGAGUUGCGUCAGUUCUGGCCGUCUAGUCGUCCUCAGAGCCCAGCAAGAUACGGACCCAUGGCGAACAAUGGUAACGACACGCCCAGUAGCCCAUCGGGUCCUCCGUCGUUCACGGGGUACUUUAGCGGCCCGAGGAGUCCCGGCGCCACUACUACUGCUGGAGAACGGGCUACCAGCAAUGUGAACGACUUUGUGACUGGUUAUACUCUUGGUUUGAUCGGUGGUGUGAGGUCUUGGGUACGUACAUCUCUCGCUCUUUACCGCUUUUCCGACGCACUGCUAACCUGCGUGGUUUAG
This is a messenger RNA of Podospora anserina S mat+, 1263 nucleotides long. RefSeq lists its product as uncharacterized. The record is from RefSeq and is a predicted model, not a curated record. The coding region runs from base 1 to 1263 and encodes 420 amino acids. The transcript has 3 exons. Gene Ontology annotation, molecular function: choline-phosphate cytidylyltransferase activity; phosphatidylcholine binding. Gene Ontology annotation, cellular component: nuclear envelope. NCBI's taxonomy places the organism in Eukaryota, Fungi, Ascomycota, Sordariomycetes, Sordariales, Podosporaceae. Gene Ontology annotation, biological process: CDP-choline pathway.